Messenger RNA from Lycium ferocissimum, 1533 nucleotides. RefSeq names its product U-box domain-containing protein 26-like. NCBI's taxonomy places the organism in Eukaryota, Viridiplantae, Streptophyta, Magnoliopsida, Solanales, Solanaceae. The transcript has a single exon. Bases 215 to 1459 code for a protein of 414 amino acids. Gene Ontology annotation, molecular function: ubiquitin protein ligase activity. The record is from RefSeq and is a predicted model, not a curated record. Gene Ontology annotation, biological process: protein ubiquitination.
GAAGAACCCUACGGCCUGUUGGAUAUGUCCCUUUGUUUUCUCUCCGUAUAAGACCCAGCAAAUUCCCAAAUAAAAGUGAAAGAGAAUUUGCAGACUCCCCUUUCAGUUUUAGCCUUUUUUUCUCUCUCUCUCUCUCUAUAUAUAUAACCAAACAUUUUCUGAUACCCCAAACACUCAAUUCACUGCAAACCUUCAAAAAGAUAAAGAAGAAAACAUGCCUGGAAGUUUAGACCCUUUGGAUGUAGGUAUCCAAAUUCCAUACCACUUUCGCUGUCCAAUCUCCUUAGAGCUUAUGCGAGAUCCAGUCACCGUUUGUACAGGUCAAACAUAUGACCGCCAAAGCAUUGAGUCCUGGGUGGCAACCGGCAAUACCACGUGUCCGGUAACAAGGUCCCCACUCAGUGAGUUCACGCUUAUUCCAAACCAUACUCUUCGUCGGCUUAUACAAGAAUGGUGUGUUGCGAACCGGGCUUUUGGAGUUGAGCGAAUUCCGACCCCAAAGCAACCGGCUGAUCCGGUGUUAGUCCGGUCGCUGUUGCACCAAGCUGGUGCCCAGUCAAAUCAUUUGAAUUCUAGGCUUAAUGCUUUGAGGAGACUAAGAGGACUUGCUCGUGACUCGGAUAAAAACCGGUCUGUAAUUUCAGCAAACAACGCACGUGAAAUCCUGUUGUCUAUUGUUUUCUCACGUAUGGUUCCAGACUCCGAGUUGAAUCACGAGUCACUCGCGAUUCUCUCCAUGUUCCCUUUAUCCGAACCUGAAUGUGUUUUCGUUGCUUCGGAUCCAGACCGAGUUACUUACCUGGUUGCUUUGCUUUUUCAUCCUUCAAUCGAUGUUCGAGUUAACUCAGCUGCUUUGAUUGAGAUUGUUGUCGCCGGAAUGAGAUCACCGGAGCUCCGUGCUCAGAUUAGCAAUGCAGAUGAUGUUUUUGAAGGAGUAGUCGGGAUUUUGAAUUAUCCGUUAGCGUAUCCCAGAGCGUUGAAAGUUGGAAUUAAAGCAUUGUUUGCUUUAUGCUUAGUAAAGCAACACCGUGAAAGAGCGGUGACUGCCGGUGCUGUUGAAGCGCUUAUUGAUAGAUUACAGGAUUUCGAGAAAUGCGAUGCGGAAAGAGCACUUGCUACAAUCGAACUCUUAUCAAGGAUUCCAUCAGGAUGCGGCGCGUUAGCCUCUCACGCGCUUACGGUGCCUUUGCUUGUGAAAAUUAUACUAAAAAUAUCGGAGCGUGCGACAGAGUACGCUGCCGGCGCGUUGUUAUCGCUUUGUUCGGCGUCGGAACAAGCACAGAAAGAGGCUGUCGCCGCCGGCGUGCUGACUCAGCUUUUGUUGUUAGUUCAAAGCGAUUGUACAGAACGCGCGAAGAGAAAAGCGCAAAUGCUUUUGAAGCAGCUUCGUGAUUGUUGGCCAGAUGACUCUAUUGCCAAUUCGGAUGAUUUUGCUUGUACCGACGUCGUUCCGUUUUGACGAUUCACCAUUCUUAUCUUUCUGUCUUCCAAAACUACCCCAAAUUUUUGUAAUUCAAGAAAAAAAAAACCAAG